GGCGUGGGUCCGCGGGCCAACCCCGACGACGGCGGUGUCGCGACCGGCGAUGCGCUCGGCGGCGAGUUUUACUACAGCGCGUGCGCGAGCCUGGGGUUCCCGUUCCCGUUGCCGCUCUUGGCGAUCUUGGGUGUGCGCGGCCAUGCUUUUGCAACGCUGGCAGCCUCAUGAGCUGGGACCGCGUCCUCGACGAGCGCGCGUGGAUGAAGAACCUUCUGAGCGAGACGCGCGCGGCGGCCGGCGUCGGCGUCGUCAUGGGCACACGCUUUGGCCGCUUCGAAGCCAACUACUCGUGGGUGCUCAAGUCCCUCGCUGGUGACCGCGUCAAGCGUGCGCAGCUCGGCCUGGGUCUGCACUUUAUCUAG
Molecule: messenger RNA, 365 nt
Organism: Saprolegnia parasitica CBS 223.65
Lineage: Eukaryota; Oomycota; Saprolegniomycetes; Saprolegniales; Saprolegniaceae
Exons: 3
Cellular component (GO): outer membrane
Source: RefSeq, a predicted model, not a curated record